GGAUCUCCGUGCAGGACAAGACUCCGAAGAGACUCCCCAGCCCACAAACCCAGCCUGCCCCCAGCUCCCCCACCUGCCACCCCUUGGCCCCUCCCACCGCCCGCCCCCCUUGGGGCGCAGGGCAUGGUGUGAAAGGCCGAGUGCUGGGCGGGUGCCAUGGGUGCUGGGCCCUAAGGCCUGGGUGGUGGGGGGUGGGUGGCUUGUGGGCGUGCGGGGGGGCCGGCGUGCCUACCCCAGUCUCUUGGCGUGCUGGAGGGCAUCCUGGAUGGAAUUGAAGUGAAUGGAACAGAAGCCAAGCAAGGUGGAGUGUGGGUCAGACCCAGAGGAGAACAGUGCCAGGUCACCAGAUGGAAAGCGAAAAAGAAAGAACGGCCAAUGUUCCCUGAAAACCAGCAUGUCAGGGUAUAUCCCUAGCUACCUGGACAAAGACGAGCAGUGUGUCGUGUGUGGGGACAAGGCCACCGGUUAUCACUACCGCUGUAUCACUUGUGAGGGGUGCAAGGGCUUCUUUCGCCGUACGAUCCAGAAGAACCUCCAUCCCACCUAUUCCUGCAAAUAUGACAGCUGCUGUGUCAUCGACAAAAUCACCCGCAACCAGUGCCAGCUGUGCCGCUUCAAGAAGUGCAUCGCUGUGGGCAUGGCCAUGGACCUGGUUCUCGAUGACUCAAAGCGUGUGGCCAAGCGCAAGCUGAUCGAGCAGAACCGGGAGCGGCGGCGCAAGGAGGAGAUGAUCCGGUCCCUGCAGCAGCGGCCGGAGCCCACUCCUGAGGAGUGGGACCUGAUCCACGUGGCCACGGAGGCCCAUCGCAGCACCAAUGCCCAGGGCAGCCACUGGAAGCAGAGGCGGAAAUUCCUGCCGGAUGACAUUGGCCAGUCACCCAUCGUCUCCAUGCCAGACGGAGACAAGGUGGACCUCGAGGCCUUCAGCGAGUUUACCAAGAUCAUCACUCCGGCCAUCACCCGUGUGGUGGACUUUGCCAAAAAACUGCCCAUGUUCUCCGAGCUGCCUUGUGAAGACCAGAUCAUCCUCCUGAAGGGGUGCUGCAUGGAGAUCAUGUCCCUGCGGGCGGCUGUGCGCUAUGACCCUGAGAGUGACACCCUGACAUUGAGUGGGGAGAUGGCUGUCAAGCGGGAGCAGCUCAAGAAUGGCGGCCUGGGUGUGGUCUCCGACGCCAUCUUUGAACUGGGCAAGUCACUCUCUGCCUUUAACCUGGAUGACACGGAAGUGGCUCUGCUGCAGGCUGUGCUGCUAAUGUCAACAGACCGCUCGGGCCUGCUGUGCGUGGACAAGAUUGAGAAGAGUCAGGAGGCAUACCUGCUGGCGUUCGAGCACUACGUCAACCACCGCAAACACAACAUUCCGCACUUCUGGCCCAAGCUGCUGAUGAAGGUGACUGACCUCCGCAUGAUUGGGGCCUGCCACGCCAGCCGCUUCCUCCACAUGAAAGUCGAGUGCCCCACCGAGCUCUUCCCCCCUCUCUUCCUGGAGGUCUUUGAGGAUCAGGAAGUCUAAAGCCUCAGGCGGCCAGAGGGUGUGCGGAGCUGGCGGGGAGGAGCCCGGAGAGGAGGGGCCGAGCUGGGGGCCAGGGAGACCCCCGCCUCCUCUCUCCUCCCUCUCAUUCUUGGAUAGAUGCAGCUCCCACACACACCCCGCACUGCCCAGGUCCCCCAGAACCUCCAGCCCUGGGACAGGGCACACAGAUGAACUUGCUAUGAAAGGAUAGUGUGGGAGGCUGGGACCUGGUCCCGCAGUUCCUGGGAGCCCGUCCUGUGAGAAGUGAGGGAAGGUACGGGACAAGCCAGAGCCACCGUGACCGUAGGGAAAGGAGGAGUGAGGCUGGGGACUGUGCAGUUGCUCCCCCUACACACGCAGGAGAGAGCCCCAGUGGUUCCUUGGCCCGAAGCUUCCCCUCCAGGCUCAGGGCCUCCGUUUGCCCGGAUGCCUGGGCGUAAAGGACGGCUUGGGCUGGGCUUUGCUCCUCCACCGGAGGUUAAAGAUGAUAGUCAUCCUAACUGCACUUUGGAAACCAAGUGAGGGGAGAAGAUAAAUGAAGAAAAACUAGACAGAGAGAAAAAGACAAACGAGAGCAAGCGAUAGAGAGAGAUGAUAUUAAGUUAUUAACCAAGGCUGGCCAGAGGGGAAGGACCUGUCCUCCCCUCCCCAUGCACUUUGAGAGCUGCCCCCCCCCCAGAUCCGAGAGAGAUGCCCUGAUACCCCCGGGGUACGGCUGACCAUCAGAGCUGUGAGUCAACACAACAGGGUCCUGGCCACCCCCUUGCCUUGCCCCGCCCUCUGUGCCCCUUUGGCACCCCCACCCCCUCCUUCUCUGCUCUCUGCCACUCGUGCCCGCUGAGUUCCAUCUACCUCUCACGCUGGAUGCCAGCUGGCCCCUCACCAGCCUGCCCUGCUGCCCACACAGCUCCCCGUUUCAAGUGCCCAGCCCCAGGGGCCCCUCCCUGGCCCCCUCGCCCCCUGCCUUGGCACCCACACAGGAAGAACGGUGGCCCGGCCCUUUCCCAGCUCAUAGCCUGCAGUAUUAGCUACAGUCCAGAUGCCGCUGGGGGGCCGUGCGUGAGCGGCUCCCAGCGCUUGUCCCCCGCGGGGUGCUCCCUGCGCCCUGCCCUCCUCACGGGCUCCCUCUGACCCCGUCCUCUUCCCCUCCAUACACUAGCCCAGCCUGGGGGGCCCCGCAAGGAAGAGGGGUGUUUCCAGCCCUGCACUGGGGCCCGGGGAGGGGCAGUGGGCGCUCCUCCUGCUUUCUUCGAAGCUCUUUAGGCCGGCUGCCACUCUGUCCCGCCGGAACCUCUUCCCCUCUCUUUGCUCUAAUUCAGGGACUUUGGCUUGAGCCCCCCAGCCUCCUGGUGAGGAGCGCUCUGUUGGUCUGCACUUGGGGGAGCUGCCCUCCUCCUCUCCUCCCUCUGGCCAAAGCCCACUCCUCUGGGGAGACCGGGAGGGAGGGGGAAGUAGGGGAACAGAGCAGACCAGAGGGCCUUGGGCUCAGGGCUGCAUGUGUCGGCAGGGAUGGAUGGGUGGACGCAGAUGCCCCCGGAAGCCAUGGGGAACGGGGCGGGGGCGGGGGAGGGGUGUCAGGGCUUCCUGCGCUUUGCACUAUUGGGGCACAAAUGUCUUAAGCAGUGGGGAACCUGCCACUCCACUCUGACCCUCAGCCUGCCACAGCCCCCCCUACACACACACACACACACACACACACACACACACACACACACACGGAAGGCAAUGCCAUGCCACCAGCCUGGGCAGUGUCCUCCCUUCCCUCCCUGCCAGGUGUUCCAGCCCGGCCAGGGCCUGGGGAGCAUCAUGUCACCUGUGCAUGUGCCUGCCCCGCCCUCUGGGGCCAGCCACCUUGCCCUCUUGCCUGUUUCUCCUCUCUCUCUCCCGGGGCACUGAUCCUGUAUCCUCUAGUCCAUGGGCAAAGCUCACCCCGUCCUCCACGCCCAGGGGCCCAGCGGCGUUCCUGACCUGUCUGCUGUGUGUCCCAUCCCCCCCCCACCUCCCGUCCCUAGCCAUGGACAUGCUGGCCUCUUAGGCACUUGGGAAUCCCUGUCUCCCCAGUCACAGGAGCUGUGACCCCCGCCCCCGCCCUCCCCCCAGCGAUGCGGGGUGUAUGUGUGCGUUUCUCUGUGUGAAUGUGUGCGUGAGUACACGGGUUGGGGGCGCCAGGACUCAGGAGUGCCCCGCACCUGCUCCUGCGAGGCAGCUGUCCCAGCCCCUGCUGCGGAGUGAGGGACAGGGCCCUCUCCUGGGGGCCAUUGGUGCUAAGGAGGGGGAUGGCCUUGCAGCGGGUGCUUCGCACGCCUCCUCCAGUGUUGGCCCGGGGCACUAGGGCAGGCAGGGCGGGCGGCAGGUGCGGUGUUGCUGGGAGGACUGGGCGCUGGGAAGAGGUUGAGGGGCCAGGCCAGGACCACUACCCCGCCCCCACCACCCACCUCUCCAUCUCAGUAUUGCCCCUCCCAUCACUUAUAACACACAUACCUCAUCCAGCUCCUCCCUGCUAGGACUUGGGGAGGGUGGGGGAGGAGGAGCCCCUUCCCCUUUCCUGGGUGGCGCGGGUCUGCAGGGCUGGGAGAGGGCAGGACCGGUGACAUGGACACCGUCCAUAAGGAGGACAGGACUUCCUGCCCUGGGGACUCCUGGGUGGGGGAUGGGGACACUGCCCAGAGGCGCUACUGAAUGUAUGAGAAGCCGGUGCUGGGGUGGGGGGAGGGGGGCGUGGCCAGAAACGGGGAAGGGGGUCGGUGGGUCCCUUCCCUGGGGCGGGGGGCUGGUAGGGGUGACUUGAGGGGCUCCUACUCCUGCCCCACGUUGACAAUCAGUAUGUCUGUUAUGUGCGAUUUUUCACCCCGUUUGUUUUGGGUCAGGAUUUUAAAGAAAGAUAUUUUUAUGGUAA
Molecule: messenger RNA, 4409 nt
Organism: Chinchilla lanigera (long-tailed chinchilla)
Lineage: Eukaryota; Metazoa; Chordata; Mammalia; Rodentia; Chinchillidae
Gene: Thra
Product: thyroid hormone receptor, alpha
Exons: 8
Coding region: 281-1513 (410 amino acids)
Biological process (GO): positive regulation of transcription by RNA polymerase II; retinoic acid receptor signaling pathway; thyroid hormone receptor signaling pathway
Molecular function (GO): nuclear receptor activity; zinc ion binding; RNA polymerase II cis-regulatory region sequence-specific DNA binding
Source: RefSeq, a predicted model, not a curated record